CUAUUUCCUACAUUGUGUCUAUCUUACUUUCCCACUUUCAUUAUAUUGACAGAUACUCUAUCCAGAACAUUGUUUUUGUUUACAUCAAAAUGCCUGCACACAGAGACGUGCACCACGGAUACCGAUGGCGCGCAUCGAAUAUUUUCAUUGUCACAUGCAUCACGAUCGCUUUAUCUACAGAAACCUUCCUUUACAGCUUCAUAGUUCCUAUCUUGCAAGUCAUGCUUCGUGACCGUCUAGGAAUUGACGAUUCGAAAGCCCAGUCAACCACCUCAACUGUGCUCUUCUCUCACGCUUUUGCCUGUGCCAUUUCAGCUCCGAUUACUGGACAAAUCUCAGACAAAAUGUCAUCCCGCAAGAUUCCAUUGUUAAUAACUUUGGGAGCAGAACUUCUAGGCACAGUCCUAUGCGCAGCUGCGACGUCACUCCCUAUACUCAUUAUGGGACGUGUUAUUCAGGCGAUUGGCGGCAAUGCGACAUGGAUUAUUGGUCUUGCAACUAUCGCCGAUACGGUCGGGGCAGACAAUACGUCGCGAACACUGGCAACCAUCUCCAUGUUUUACAUGUCCGGCAUGUUAAUUGGCCCCAUUACCUCGGGGACCCUGUUACGUUUUGUUGGAUAUUGGCCAACUUGGGGAACAGCGAUUGCAGUAUUGGUGAUCGACAUGGUUAUGCGGGUGGUAAUGAUUGAGAAACCCGUGGAAAAUAAAAAGGACAAGGGCGUAAAACGAAAGAACAGUAUUACCGACGAAGAUUCCUUAUUACAUGGGGAUUUAGAGUCGACUACAUCGCAGAUUGACCACAUCAGUUCCGUAGAUGAAACCACUGGGCUGCUAACAUCCUCCCCGAAAAGCCAUGAUAGUCCGUCUGGAAGUCUUAGAGACCCGGAUGUGCCCAGUGAAACUGGUGUUAGGAAGCAUACAGUAUCGCAACCCAGUUUCUAUAGAGUCCUACUGACUAAUCCACGGGCCCUGACUGGCAUGGCCUGCCAUUUGACAGCCGGCCUUGUCUUGACCAGCUUAGACACAACCUUACCCCUUCAUGUAACGCGGGAAUUCGGAUGGGAUACAUCUCGGGUCAGUUUGAUGUUUCUGCUUGUUCAGACCCCUUUUCUUAUUCUAGGUCCCCUCACUGGCUGGUUGAAAGACCGGAUCGGCAGCAGAGUUCCGACUGGUAUUGGAUACGUAUCUUCGGGAGUGAUGAUGUGGAUUCUCGGCAUUCCGGGGAGUGGCUUGUUUUCUUUUGCAGGUGCUGGCGAUAGUGGGAAGCUUCUUUACGCUGCUUCAUUGCUAGGGCUUGGUAUCGCAAGGUCAUUAACCACUGGUGCCGGCAUACUGGAGAUGACGACGGUCAUCAGAGACCUCCAAGCUGAUAACCCCGAAAUUUUUGGACCUAAAGGAGGGUAUUCCCGAGGCUACUCACUCACGAACAUGAGCUGGACGGCUGGUAUGUUGAUUGGCCCUGUUCUGUCUGGUUGGCUUACUGAGACGGCCGGAUACUACUACAUGAACCUGACAUUUGGUAAGUCAAACAACCUUACUUUUUAUUGACAUCUCAAUAUUUCAUCAUUUCUCUUACGUAGAUAUGAUUGUGGGAGCAAAUUGGAAAGCUAACCAGCGCAAAAGCCAUCAUUUGCAUAUUGGUGGGAGCAUUCUGUUUUACGUUUCUUCAUAAAAAAUGAUUUUUGAAAGGAUAUGAAUUGGAGAACAAUCUUUCUUACAUCAAGCAUGAACAUGAUGAUGUGCUUGUGAUGAACGUACAAAAGUCUUUAGUAGGUUUAUAUCUCAGGUUUCUAUUCUUUCCCCAAAUGUUCUGAGAUGAAACAUGAGUGAGAAUGAAAUAAGCCUUCAGGAUAAUUUUUGUGAGUUGAGAAUAGGCAGAAUACUUAUAAGGGUCUUUAAAUCCAUGUUUUUUCUUUUGGCUUGAAAUGUUUCCUUAUAGUCCGACAAGAUUUGCAUUAUUUAGUAAC
Talaromyces proteolyticus is the source of this 1969-nucleotide messenger RNA. RefSeq names its product putative MFS transporter. Gene Ontology annotation, biological process: transmembrane transport. Lineage: Eukaryota; Fungi; Ascomycota; Eurotiomycetes; Eurotiales; Trichocomaceae. The record is from RefSeq and is a predicted model, not a curated record. Gene Ontology annotation, molecular function: transmembrane transporter activity. Bases 90 to 1550 code for a protein of 486 amino acids. The transcript has 4 exons.